Molecule: messenger RNA, 1812 nt
Organism: Sorex fumeus (smoky shrew)
Lineage: Eukaryota; Metazoa; Chordata; Mammalia; Eulipotyphla; Soricidae
Gene: SLC22A15
Product: solute carrier family 22 member 15
Exons: 12
Coding region: 1-1641 (546 amino acids)
Biological process (GO): transmembrane transport
Cellular component (GO): membrane
Molecular function (GO): transmembrane transporter activity
Source: RefSeq, a predicted model, not a curated record
AUGGAGCUGGAGGAGGCUUUCCGGGCCGCGGGCGGGCUGGGCAUCUACCAGGGCUACUUGUGCCUGCUGCUGGCCGUGCUGCUGCAGCUCUAUGUGGCCACAGAGGCCAUCCUCAUCGCUCUGGUGGGGGCCACGCCAGCCUACCGCUGGGACCUGGCUGAGCUCCUGCUGAAUCAGAGCCAUGGCAACUGGUCUGUGGGGGAGAUGCGGGCGCUGGGGGACUGGCUCCUGACGGCCAACGGCAGUGAAGUCCACAAGCACGUGCACUUCAGCAGCAGCUUCACCUCUAUUGCCUCCGAGUGGUUCUUAAUUGCCAGCAGGUCUUACAAGGUCAGUGCUGCGAGCUCCUUCUUCUUUGGCGGUGUGUUUGUGGGUGUGAUCUCUUUCGGUCAACUCUCAGACCGCUUCGGACGGAAGAAAGUCUAUCUCACAGGUUUUGCCCUUGACAUCUUAUUUGCUAUUGCAAAUGGACUUUCCCCCACGUAUGAAUUCUUUGCAGUAACUCGCUUCCUGGUGGGUGUGAUGAAUGGUGGGAUGUCGCUGGUGGCCUUUGUCCUGCUGAACGAGUGUCUGGGCACUGCCUACUGGGCACUUGCAGGAUCCAUUGGCGGUCUCUUCUUUGCAGUUGGCAUUGCCCAAUAUGCUCUAUUGGGGUACUUGAUCCGUGCCUGGAGGACCCUCGCCCUUGUGGUUAACCUGCAGGGAACCAUAGUCUUUCUAUUGUCAUUGUCCAUCCCUGAGUCGCCCCGUUGGCUGUACUCCCGGGGCCGGCUGCGGGAGGCUGAUGCAGCCCUCUGCCUCAUUGCCAGGAGGAACCGCAGGCCCAAGGGCACGUUUGCACUGACACAGCCUGUGCACCGCAGCGGUGAGCAGACAGGAAGCUUCCUCGACCUGUUCCGUCACCGGGUUCUCUUGGGGCACACACUCGUUCUGAUGUUCAUCUGGUUUGUGUGCAGCUUGGUCUAUUAUGGCUUAACUCUGAGCGCAGGGGAUCUCGGUGGAAAUAUUUAUGCCAACUUGGCCUUAUCUGGCCUCAUAGAGAUUCCAUCUUACCCUCUCUGUAUCUUCUUGAUUAAUCGGAAAUGGUUCGGUCGGAAGCGGACAUUAGCGACAUUUCUGAGCCUAGGAGGGCUGGCUUGUCUUAUUGUCAUGUUUCUUCCAGAAAAGAAAGAAGCAGGGCUGUUCUCGGUAGUGAACAGCCGCUCCUUGUCUUUGCUGGGGAAGCUGACCAUCAGUGCUGCCUUCAAUGUCGUGUAUAUCUACACAUCAGAGCUCUACCCCACUGUCAUCAGGAAUGUUGGGCUUGGAACUUGCUCCAUGGUCUCCCGAGUUGGUGGGGUCAUUGCUCCCUUCAUCCCCUCACUGAAAUAUGUGCAGUGGUCUUUACCCUUCAUUGUUUUCGGAGUCACUGGUCUGACCUCUGGCCUCCUGAGUUUAUUAUUGCCAGAAACCCUAAAUAGUCCAUUGCUGGAGACAUUUUCUGACCUCGGGGUGUAUUCCUAUCGAAGACUGGGUGAGGAAGCUUUAUCUCUGCAGACCUUGGAACCUCCACAGCCUGCUGACCAAGAGAGCACUGUGGGGAGUGAGAGUGAGGAAGAAGAGUUCUAUGAUGCAGACGAAGAGACUCAAAUGAUCAAGUGAAGCACUUGUUCCCAUUCAGAAGUCGAGAAUCAGUCUUUGUGUCUCUGACUCAAGCAGGUUCUCCAGGGAAGUUUGAGCGCUUGUGGAAUAGACUUGAAUAUCCCUAGGAGGGCCGCUGUUUGUGCUGAUAGUUCUCCACACAGAAGAAGUUGAAUAGGAGACUUUCUGAGA